Tilletiopsis washingtonensis is the source of this 603-nucleotide messenger RNA. RefSeq lists its product as hypothetical. Bases 1 to 603 code for a protein of 200 amino acids. The record is from RefSeq and is a predicted model, not a curated record. The transcript is spliced from 2 exons. NCBI's taxonomy places the organism in Eukaryota, Fungi, Basidiomycota, Exobasidiomycetes, Entylomatales.
AUGGCAACUCACAACGCCGAGCUUCACGCCGCGCUGCACGAGCUACUCACCGCUCGCUGGCCCAACGACACGCUCACCAUCGAGCUGUUGGCGACGGCGCUCGCGUCCGAGGAGGCCCUGCGCCGCUCCUUCUGCAAGCUGCUUCAAGAUGAUGCGGACGCUGCAGAGUCUACCGCUCUGUCGGACGACGAGAGCGAGGGCACAGUGACGCCCUCAGACCAGCGUGCUCGCAAGCGCCGCACCUCGGACAAUGCGAGCCUCCGCGCCAUCAUCGAGCGUGACCCACUGCUCCAAGUGCCAGCGCCCUAUGUCGAGCUGGUGCGCGUGCUCGUCGCCUGUCGUGCAGCAGCGCACGAAGCAGGUCCAGCACUGGCCGGCACCGUCACCAGUGCCUUGCUCAUCGUCCAGCCGAUGAGCUUUGCGCGUAAGCGCGGCAUGGUGCGCUACGUCCUCGGCGCUCAGCAUGCCGGCGCCCCGGUGCGCUGGCAUCAAGAUGGAUUCGAGGGCUGUCGUAUCAGCCUGACUUGGACGCCGGAGCAGCUGAAGGCGCACCGAGACGCGCAGGCAGCUGCGGCAAGCGCGGCAGCGGCGCUCGGGCGCUGA